GUUACCCUGCGCCACUGAGCAGUUUGUAUAGGAAUAAAUGGGCGGCCAGUCCGUGGUCCAUCCUUUAUUAUGUCCAUGCUCUGGCAGCAUCUUUAGACGGAUGAGGAAGCCGGAGCCAUUACGUCAUAGGCCACGCCUACUGGAUACAAACGCAGCGCGGGAGUCGGAUGAGGUCAGGAACAUAUGGGCGUCCCGUUGCUAGAACACGGCAGCGCCAAACAUUUCACUGACGACUGCUUCCUCAACUUGGGCCAAUACAGAGCUGGACUUGCUCAACGUCUGAAAAUCAAGUCUGGAUCAGUACCAACUCUCCUCGGCUCAGCUACAAACCUCGAAAAAGCCAGCUCAUCAAGUGCUUACAUUCAGCAGCUUCUCUCAAGGGAUGUUGCCUGCCAGACAGAAAACCUGGAAACGCAUAUUUGUAGGCACAAAGCUGUCCUUAAAGUCUAUGCAGCCCCAUUUUAAAAGUGAAGGUGUGUACAUUACUCAUUGAGUAUUUUUUUUCUUUGAUUUGGUAGAUUCUAGGCAGCAUAAAUUCUAGGCUGAUACUAGAUUCUAACUGCGCUAAAAAGCCUGGUCCUCUUUGGAAAAGCAUCAUGACCAGCGCCCUGCUAAAACACGAGUCAAACUUGGGUGUUGCAUUUCAAAGAUGGAAUCAGCCAAGAGCCCAGAAUGGUUUCAAGACAGAUGCCACAUGAGCUGGUUUAUCAUUCUCAAACAUAAAUGAAUUCAUAAUGCAUGAAUGUUAGCUGAUCAGCUUAGAGGGAAGGAGACGUUGUUGCUUUUUAGUGUCGAAAUAGAAUGGCGCUUCGCAGCUCAUGUUGUGAUCAGAUCAUUUUGCGCUGGUGUUCGUUGAGUGUCCUUAACCUGGCCAACCACUUGAGCUUUGAGUCUAGGGAGGAGGGUGCUGGAGGAGACGUCCCUCUCCAAAACUGUGAAUCUGUGUCUGCAGUACACAUUUUAAACCCCCUGUGUCAUUGUUGCGUACAUUUAAAUAAUUUCUUUCCCGUGUACAAAUACACAAUGCCUCCCUUUAUGCAAAUAAUGUAUCAAAACAAUUACUUUUUUUCUCCCUCUGCAGAAGACUGCGAUGCCUUUGGAGACCGUAGCACUCAGCGUGGCGCCACAUCAGAGAGCCUGGGUGUUGUCGCCCCUGGCUCCUCCUCCCACAUGUCCAGUCACAGCGAGGAACUGGUGCAGCAGACCCCAGACACCAUUUCAAUCAAGCUUGAAGAGGAUAUUGGUGGAGGCUUGCCCGCUGGAGAAGACGGCAAUGACAUUAGAGACUGCAGCACGCAGCGCGGCGCCACCUCGGAGAGUCUGCGUGUGGACGCCCCUGGCUCCUCCCACAUGUCAAGUCACAACGGGGAGCUGCGCAUCCUGAGCGUUUACGGACAAGGGGAGGGCCCACUGGCGGUGGAUGGUUGGUGGAAGGUUUCUCCCAACAAUGCCAAUAUGAUCGUACACAUGAGGACCCGACCAGACGAGAAGCCGUACGGGUGUGACCAAUGCACGAAGAGCUUCAGUCGGAAAGGCAACCUGAAAAUCCACAUGAGAACUCACACCGGGGAGAAGCCCUACAGGUGUGACCAAUGCACGAAGAGCUUCAGUCGGAAAGGCCACCUGAAAAUCCACAUGAGGACUCACUCCGGCGAGAAGCCCUACAAGUGUGACCAAUGCACGAUGCGCUUCAGUCAGAAAGUCACCCUGAAGAUCCACAUGAAGACUCACACCGGGGAGAAACCCUACAGCUGUGACCAUUGCAAAAAGCGCUUCGCUCGGCAUGGCGACCUGAACGUCCACAUGAGGACUCACUCUGGGGAGAAGCCCUACAAGUGUGACCAAUGCACGAUGCGCUUCAGUCAGAAAUGCACCCUGAAGACCCACAUGAAGACUCACUCCGGCGAGAAGCCCUACAGGUGUGACCAAUGCCCGAAGUGCUUCAGUCUGAAAGACCACCUGAAGACCCACAUGUGGACUCACUCUGGGGUGAAGCCCUACAAGUGUGACCAAUGCACGAUGCGCUUCAGUCAGAAAUGCACCCUGAAGAUCCACAUGAGGACUCACUCUGGGGAGAAGCCCUACAAGUGUGACCAAUGCACGAUGCGCUUCAGUGUGAAAGGCAACCUGAAGAUCCACAUGAGAACUCACACCGGCGAGAAGCCCUACAGGUGUGACCGAUGCACGAAGCGCUUCAGUCAGACAAGCCACCUGAAGAGCCACAUGAAGACUCACCCCGGGGAGAAACCCUACAAGUGUGACCGAUGCACACAGGGCUUCAGUCAGACAAGCCACCUGAAGAUCCACAUGAAGACUCACACCGGGGAGAAACCCUACAAGUGUGACCGAUGCACAAAGGGCUUCAGUCUGAAAUGCACCCUGAAUAUCCACAUGAGGACUCACUCCGGGGAGAAGCCCUACAAGUGUGACCAAUGCACGAAGGGCUUCAAUGAGAAAGGCAACCUGAAGAUCCACAUGAGGACUCACUCCGGCGAGAAGCCCUACAAGUGUGACCAAUGCACGAUGCGCUUCAGUCAGCAAGGCACCCUGAAGAACCACAUGAGGACUCACUCCGGUUAGAAGCCCUGCCUGUUAGUGCAUUGCAACGCCAGCUACAGCGACCCAAGCAAUUUGAGUGCACAUGCUCAAGCACAUGGGCAAUGUGGUGCUUUCACACAGGGUAACGGGGCGCUUUGAUUGAGACCUCUGUCCGGUAUUUGUCGAAAUUACUGCUUUUAGUUUUUCUUUUUAUCAGGAUUAAACACUUUCCAGCUUUUUGAUUCGCUUUGUUUUGCUUUGUUUUCAUUUUAGUAAUUUAUGUCUGUGUGAUAAAGAACUUAUUUCUCUGACUCUUCUAACAGUAAAAUAUUAGGAAACGUUCACAUCGUUGGUAAAUACAAAGGAAACAUGUGAGGGGAGUAUACCACGAACCUCGCUGAACAUACCCAGCUUUUCUUGGGAAAACCUGGUUCGACAGAGACGCAACUCGCAGUCAGAGUUAAAUGGUUCCACGACACUCACUUUACAUUCAAUUAGUCGAACCAGGUUUUCCGCUUUAGGUUCAAUGCACGUAUCAUGAAUUCCUACGAGGAAUUCAAGGUCCAAAUCACAGCCAAGGGGAACACGGUUGCCCAUAAUAUGGCUAGGGUAGCGUGCUGGCAAAAAAUAGCCGUCCGUGUUCAUUCGUAAGUGAAAAGAUUCUGCAUAUUGUCUAAAAAUAUCAUGUAUCAUCAUGCCUUUUACCCCCAUAGAUGUGGUGCCAGCACGCUCCUACGAACAUGGGGUCAAGUCAAAAAUAAAUAUUAAAAUAAUAUUCAAUGUGGUUAGUUGUAAGCAUCCAUUUGAAUAAUUUCAGGUGAAUCUAGCCUAUGAUUUGCAAUGGCCUAGGCUCCAACCUUUAGUCACAUGUUGAU
This is a messenger RNA of Gadus chalcogrammus (walleye pollock), 3413 nucleotides long. RefSeq names its product zinc finger protein 431-like. The transcript is spliced from 4 exons. Gene Ontology annotation, cellular component: nucleus. Lineage: Eukaryota; Metazoa; Chordata; Actinopteri; Gadiformes; Gadidae. The coding region runs from base 802 to 2580 and encodes 592 amino acids. Gene Ontology annotation, biological process: regulation of transcription by RNA polymerase II. Gene Ontology annotation, molecular function: RNA polymerase II cis-regulatory region sequence-specific DNA binding; DNA-binding transcription factor activity, RNA polymerase II-specific. The record is from RefSeq and is a predicted model, not a curated record.